AGGGCGUUGUCUUCUUCAGUUACUUAGGGUUUGCGAUUUUCAUUCAAUUCCCACUAUAGUAUCUCAAAUCUCCCAUUUUUUUAUUUUUAUUUUUGCUUCUGCAACUCUAAAAAUCGGUUAUUUAUCGACAUUAUCUCACUCUAGUUUGAGUAGAAACCUUUCGGUCUCGGCGUUGCACUUGUAUGCAUAUAAAUGAAACACAAAUAACAUAGGGAUGGUGGCAUGGUACUCCCUUUUACCAAAUACAUUCUGUUUCGUAACCGCUUGUUCAGAAAGUUUUCUCCUUUACACAGGAUUUCUCAAGGGCAUGUUUGCUUUGAGCAGUUCAAUCCGUUUCUGCAAAAAAAUUAUUCUUCUGGCCGCUGUGAAAGAUUAUCAUGGGAACGUUCCACCCAGGAAAUUCUAUUGGGGAAGCUUAAAUUUUCUCUGAGGAAUCAUCAGGUGCAUGAGGCAUGGGAAUCUUUUCAGGAUUUCAGAAGCCUUUAUGGCUAUCCUGAGGUUCAUCUAGUGAACCAGCUCAUUGUUCAAUUGUCCUACUCUUCUAAUCAAGUUUGGAUGCGGAAAGCUUGUGAUUUGGUGUUGCAAAUUGUUAAAGAGAAGUCAGGUUUACUUCAUGCUGAUACCUUAACCAAACUUGCGCUUUCUCUAGCUAGGUUGCAAAUGCCAUCCCCUGCCUCAGUGAUACUUAGGUUGAUGCUUGACAAAGGGUGCGUGCCCUCUAUGCAUUUAUUGUCUUUGGUUGUUUUUCAUAUUGUGAAGACAGAAGUUGGAACACAUCUUGCAUCGAAUUAUCUGUUUCAAGUUUGUGAUUUUUACAAUUUUUUGCAUGAUAAAAAGGCUCACCAUGCAGUCGCCGUUAAGCCGGAUACUUUGGUCUUUAACCUUGUUCUUGAUGCUUGUGUGAGGUUUAAAUUGUCUUUGAAAGGCCUGUGCCUGAUUGAGUUAAUGUCUCUGAGCGGGACCAUGGCUGAUGCACACUCAAUUGUGAUAAUUUCGCAGAUUCUAGAGAUGAAUGGUUUGAGAGAUGAACUGAAGGAAUUGAAAGAUCAUAUUGGUAGAGUUUCUGCUGCUUAUGUUCGUCACUAUCGUCAGUUCUAUGAUAGCUUGUUGAGCUUGCACUUUAAAUUUAAUGACAUUGAUGCUGCUGCAAAGCUUGUUGUGGAUAUGACUGGCUCGCAUAAUUGUAAUGUGAAACCAGAAUGUGGGAAACACUUGCAUAAUCCUUGCUUUAUUGCCAUUGGAUCUCCUAACCUUAAGAUUGCAUUAAAGAUACAUGUUGAGCCUGAGCUACUGCAUAAGGAUUCUGUCCUCAAAGUAGAAAGCAGACAAGAUCUUAUUUUUUAUAGGGGUGGGAAACUAGUUCUUAGUAACAGAGCUCUGGCUAAGUUCAUUAGUGGUUACAAGAAAGAUGGGAGGAUCGGUGAACUUUCAAAACUUUUACUCAGUAUUCAAGAGGAACUAUAUUCAGUGGCCGGAUCCAGUUUGUGUUUUGAUGUGAUAUGUGCUUGUAUUCAGUUUGGAUGGCUUGAGUGUGCUCAUGACAUUUUGGAUGAUGUUGAGGCCACUGGGUCUCCACUGGGCCAGGAUACAUAUAUGUUACUCGUGUCAGCAUAUCAGAGGGGGGGAAUGCUAAGAGAAGCAAAGGCACUGCUGAAACAAAUGAAAAAGGUUGGUUUGGACAAAGGAUUAUCCGAUGAUGCUAUUGACAAACACAACCUCUCCGAAGAAACAUUAAAUUCACUUGGUAAAGCAGAUCUGGCUAUUGCCUUGGCUCAAAUAUUGAACGAUGAAAAUCAGACAGUUUUUCCUUUGGUGUAUAACUUCAAUUCUUGCAUUUUCUUUUUCUCUAAGGCCAGAAUGAUAGAGGAUGCACUAACGGCAUAUAGAAAAAUGGUUGCCAUGAAAGUUCAACCCACAUGUCAAACUUUUGCCUUUUUGAUCUGUGGAUAUUCUUCUCUUGGUAUGUAUCGCGAGAUCACAAUCUUGUGGGGAGACAUUAAGAGAUUCAUGAGAAGUGGCAAUUUAGAGGGAAACAGAGAUCUAUAUGAGUUGCUGCUGCUAAACUUUCUUCGAGGUGGUUACUUUGAGAGAGUACUGGAGGUCAUUAGCCAUAUGAAAGACCAUAACAUGUAUACUGACAAGUGGAUGUACAAAAGUGAGUUCCUUAGACUUCAUAAGAAUCUUUAUAGAAGUUUAAAAGCAUCAAAUACAAGAACAGAAGCACAAAGCAAACGGCUUGAGCAUGUGCAGGAAUUUAGGAAAUGGGUAGGUAUUGAUUAAAGGUCUCUGGCAAAUAUUCAUGCGCUGGGGUACCUCCAUGUUUCCAGCAACACCCUGGUUGUAUGCGCCUUCUGAAUGUUAUGCCUGCUUAGGCUUAUUUGACGUUUAUUUAGUUUUGGUUGUCUUAAAUUAUUGUUCUUGGAAUUAAGUGGAAGUUUGGUUUCAUUACUCCCUAAUCCUAUCAUGAUCUUUAGAACGAAUUUCCUCAUAUUGAUGGUGUAGUUCCCAAUUUGAAGUGGAUAGAUUGCAUGAUCUUUCAUUACGCAACUCAUAAGUUCUGCCAAGUGGUAUACUGCUCAUUGAUGAUGUGCCUUUUUGGUUGAAAGAUAGCAUGCUGCUGCUGCUGCUUUUAGAGGUUGUGGAUGAAAUCAAUUGUACUUAUUUGCCAAGUAAAUGGAGGAAUUCUGACAGAAAGGCCUUUUUCCUUCACUUGUUUAUGGCUGAUGAUUUUUCUUGCACAGCAACUAACGUUAUACCAGACUUCAGUUGACUUGAAGUUGAAAGGAUGUACUACAUGUAUCAGCCCACUGUUAAAUGUUAGUAAUUAUAUAACUAUAUGUAGGAGUUAUUCAUUUGCAAGCUCAGGAUCUGAAACUAAAAGUAUCAAAUACAAGAACAGAAUCACACCAUUCGGUAUGCUCAAAUGUAAUCAAAGGGUAAUCUUUUUUUUAUUUUUUUUCAAUGAAAGUUAUGUUGAUCAUAAAAUGAGAGUAAAGAUGAACUAUUGGCAGGUGCCA
Messenger RNA from Cajanus cajan (pigeon pea), 3017 nucleotides. The record is from RefSeq and is a predicted model, not a curated record. NCBI's taxonomy places the organism in Eukaryota, Viridiplantae, Streptophyta, Magnoliopsida, Fabales, Fabaceae.